UCCUUUCGGCAUGUCAUUCCGUGGUGCUGUUUUCAAUCUGCUAGUCCUGUUCUAAACUAGGAAGAUGGACAGCAAAAAAAAAUGUGUGGAGACAUGAUCUUCGGAAUUAUUCUUCCGUGGUACAUCGUGAUGGUUUCGGCAUGGACGGCAUACUACACUACACUACUGGGAUCCUUGGCUCUGUUGCUUCAAUUCUUGUGGCCUGGGCACUGUGUAUUCAUUCACUCAGGACAGGAGUCCGGACAACAAAUUUCACAGCGAAAAGAUCAUCCGACAAAUUGUACCCAUCUCGUUGUCCCCACGGUCGUCAGCGUCAUUGCCGAGGAAGCGCUUCGGUUUCUCCUCCCAGAAAACAGAAAUGUCCUCGUUGGGCCUAUGGCACAAAGACGACGACGCGACGAAGGCGGCCAAGAACAUGGACGCUGCUGGAGGAGGAGAGGCCAGGGCCGGAGGAGGGCACGCCAAGACGAUGCUACGGCUGGGGGCCCUCUUCGGUCUCUGGCACCUCUUCACCGUCGUCUACAGCAAGCAGGUUCUCAAGGUUUUCCCGUACCCGAUAAACGUCACGGCGGUGCAGUUCGCCGUUGGAACUCUAGUCGCUUUGCUCAUGUGGAACACCGGUAUCCUUAAAAGACCAAUGGUGUCCGGUGCACAGCUUUCUGCUAUCCUCCCUCUAGCUAUUGUCCAUACCAUGGCCAAUGUUUUCACAAACAUGAGCCCCGGGAAGGUUGCGGUGUCAUUUACACAUGUCGACAAGGCUCACAGGGAGCUGAAGCCUGCUACCUAUCCGGUUCUCGUUCCAAUCUUCCUCGGUCAGUUACUUAUUCCGUUGGUUGUAUUGUGUCUCGUUUCAAUUGCGGUCUUCCAGUCAAGGAAUGUGAUGAGGGGAUCUCUGGGCGCCAUUAAUUUUUUCUCAGUAGUCACAGUCAUGUCAUUCUUCCUCUUGACACCGGUAACCUUUCUAACAGAAGGUGUUCAAGUCACACCUGCACUCCUGCAGUCCCUGCUGAGGACCAUAUAGGGUGUUUAUUUAGCCAUUGUGCCUUUCUUUUUUUUUUCUUUUUUUUUGGGAACAGCCAUUGUGCCUUUCAGGCUGGCAUGGUUAGUGGUGACACUUUGGAGUUUUUGACACUACUAUUCUCUGUUAUAUAUAGUCUUAUGUGUGUAUGGUUCGAACUUAAAACAGACAUGCACAGGAACGAUAUUUUCUGCUUGAUGCAUUCUGCUUUCAUGGGCACCAACAGGUUAGGCAUCUCUUCGAUUUGUUACAUGAUAUGUUUGAGUUAUUGUAAUCGUUUUUUAGGAAAGUGUUAUUGCAAUCACAAAUCGGAUAUGUGUGUCAUGACUUGAAAUCGGCUUUGUGAUCGUACAUUUGUUUGGUUGAAGGUACGAUACAUGAUCCUAGAUCACAAUUGAAGAGAAUUUUUCACAAGGCUCAAGGCUAAGGCUGCUAGAUCACAUUUUCAGGAGAACUAGCACCCUGUAUUAAUUAGAACAAUAUUUUCUGGAGAAUUCAUUCAUUAGCCCAUUUAUGAUAUAUAUAGUUGCUAGCAUAUUUGCGAAUUUGUUUAGUAGCUAUAUUAAUAAAUCUACUCCCCCUUUGGACAAA
Panicum virgatum (switchgrass) is the source of this 1609-nucleotide messenger RNA. Its product is annotated as phosphoenolpyruvate/phosphate translocator 1, chloroplastic-like. Gene Ontology annotation, cellular component: Golgi apparatus. The transcript is spliced from 5 exons. The coding region runs from base 359 to 1021 and encodes 220 amino acids. Lineage: Eukaryota; Viridiplantae; Streptophyta; Magnoliopsida; Poales; Poaceae. The record is from RefSeq and is a predicted model, not a curated record. Gene Ontology annotation, molecular function: antiporter activity.